UCCAUGGGCCUGGGCCGUGGACAUGCGGCACAAAUUAAAGCCAGUCGUUGUGCUUUGGGGGCGGCCCGGCCCACUGUCCAGACAACGGGGCAUCUCCUCCACCUCCACUCGGCCUCCUUCCACUCUGGUUGACCACCAUGCCAUCUGCUGAUGACGACCUCCCCGACCCAGCCCUCGACCAUUCGCCCAUCGGUGGUGGUGGCAAGACUUUCCUGAAACCGUUCGUCAAAGGCGUCGCUAGUGCUGGUAGGAGCGUCGGCGCUGGGAUCUACCAUGCUGGAAAGGUUGUCGAUGCAAUCACCGAUCUCACCGAACGCAUCUCGUUGCCUCGGAACAACAAUGGCUCGCCUAAUUUAUCUUCUCCAUCGCAUGCCGAAUUCGGACCACCACUAGACACCUCAGAGGUUGCCCGGGUCCCCGAGGACCGCCGCGAGAAACCCAAACGAUUCAAAGCAUUCAAGAAAGCAGGAAGUUCUGGUCCUGGAAAUUCGAGCGAUGCCGGUAGUGAGGGAUACGUUUCUCAGGCUGGUAUUUCGAGGCUCAAUUCGCUUGAGCUUUCUCGAGACGAGUUUCCACAUCUAGAUAAACACAUGAGUCGGAUGCGGUACAGUCGAGCACACACAGACCAUAUCGGACUCCAGAAAUGCGACGACGAAGAGCUAGAGACCUCGAUGGUGAUUAACUCUGACGACGAGCUCAAUGGCCCGACUGAUCGAGCCACCGCCGUCUAUAACUAUGAGGCCGUCUUCCCCAAGACCCGGGCCCAGUCUGUCUGCAAGAUGACCUUUGCCAAGCGCCGCCAUACUAUUCAGAUCCCUCAAGAUUACAACCAUGUUCCCGUCAGGCACUCCGUAAGGAAGCAGAACUUGGAGGUUCAGUUGGUUUGGAAGUAUCGUCAGCUAAAAAAGAUGGAACAAGAGCAGAGAUCGGUGCUUGAGGCUUUCGAGAUCUUAGAAAGACAGUACGAUUCGACUGCAAAAGAAGCCGAGAUCAAGUCCCGAGAGGUCAAGGACCGAUUAGAAGGAUAUGUCGAACAGAACAAGUUGGCGACUGAGUUGCUUUCGUUCUUGCCCUCAGACCCGCUUCUGCCUAGUCACUCUACAACGGUUCCGCUCACUGGGCCCGAACACCGCCCGUUGCACUCGUCUGGCGAUCCAUUCCAUCAGCACAGCCAUCAGCAACGCCAACUAUCAGUCUCGGCCCGGGCGUUCAGCUGGGAUAAGGUCGACCCCCAGACCUGGGAAUUGUUUAAACAGCUGACCAGCUCCGGCGAAGUCUUGCGCCAACGCCGGCAUGAGGUUUCGAACAAACGUCGGACGAUGGAACACCAUGCAAAUGAGUUAAUCAAGCAAGCUGGCCUCCAUCGUCCUGCCCCUCGUAGGGACCAUCCUUCACGUCGUCGACUAGCUCAAGAUUCCGCAACUGAGCAGCCAGAGCAGCUGAGCCCGGUCCUCAAGAAAGAGAAGCGGGGGUCGAAGUCCAGCACAACUGAAGGCGAAGAUGCCGAGGAAGAUGAAGGAAGGGGGGCGGGGUCGACGGACGCAAAACUAGUGAUUGCAAUGGUCGAGGCCGUGGUCUCGACGAUCGAGCGGGACCCGAGUCUCCAGGUAGCCGAGUUCAUUGAGACCGUCCUCCUUGCCAGCCUCGCCCGACUGCUCAACGCACUCGUCGCUUCCUUCGGCUCCCUCCUUCGUAAUCUCCUUCGCUCCCUCCUCGUCUUCUUUGUCCGUCAGAUCCAUCGCAUCGCUCGUUGCCUCGAUCUUGAUGAUCAUCAACUCGGCCUCCGUCAUCCUCAUCCUCCUCAUCCUCCUUCCGCACAUAUUCCUCCUCAUUCGCCUCUUCCUUCCUCGUCUUCCUCCUCGUCGUCGUCGUCUUCGUCUUCUGGUCGUGAUGGUUUAAUAAGGCCCGAAAGUCAUCACCCUUCGUAGUCCUUCUUUUACCACUCAUUUGUAUUGGGUCGGAAAAUCGGCUUCCUGGGAAAGUUUAACGCACUCGCCUCGUCUUUUCUCGUCGGAUUAAAUCAUCCAGUCGUCGAUCAAAAUAUCCGCUUCCUUCGCCCUUGUUUUUGUUGUUGUUGUUAACAUUCUGAGAUUUUGUUUAUUACCAUAUCCUAGCUCUUAAUUUGAUGUAUGAUUAUGUACUCCACGAAAAACUUAUCGUUACUUUUGUUUGGUCAUCUAUUGGCGUACUGAAGCUGAUCUGCUUUCUCUUCUCUUAAUGCAAACCAAUAAUCAGUCUCCCUCACUUUUUUUGUCCUAGCUUUCGGUUUUCAGAUGGCACAUGGUGUGGAAAUAGUGUGGACUGGCUUUAUUAAGUUAAUCAGGUUUAUAAAUAACCUGUUGUAGAAUCUGGAAUGAACAAAAAAAAAUCAACAACAAAAUGAUUGGAUGUUGAGGAACAUGUACAUGUAUCUAUGUAUGUAUGAUUCCA
Puccinia graminis f. sp. tritici CRL 75-36-700-3 is the source of this 2430-nucleotide messenger RNA. RefSeq lists its product as uncharacterized. The record is from RefSeq and is a predicted model, not a curated record. The transcript is spliced from 7 exons. Bases 138 to 1928 code for a protein of 596 amino acids. NCBI's taxonomy places the organism in Eukaryota, Fungi, Basidiomycota, Pucciniomycetes, Pucciniales, Pucciniaceae.